This is a messenger RNA of Schistosoma margrebowiei, 1398 nucleotides long. NCBI's taxonomy places the organism in Eukaryota, Metazoa, Platyhelminthes, Trematoda, Strigeidida, Schistosomatidae. The record is from the annotation of a GenBank genome assembly.
UUAGCUGAAAUAACUGUUGCUGCGUCCUGUGACCGACUCGCUGAUGGAUCCUGUAGUCAUUGAGAAAGAUACUGUUUUAAGACUACUCCAGCAUCUCAAACCUGAUAAGUCCAGUGGUCCUGACGAUAUUCAUCCUAUGAUUAUGAAAGCCAUAUCAGAUGAAAUUGCUGAACCAUUAGCGAUACUAUUCGACAUGUCUCUGAGACAGUCCAAACUGCCUAGAGACUGGAAAGACGCCAUAAUAAGUCCGGUGUACAAGGCUGGGAGUCGGGAUUUAGUUAGUAACUAUAGACCCGUUAGCUUAACUAGUGCAGUUGUAAAACUGAUUGAGAAAAUCAUUCGGAUAGCUGUUAUACACUAUGCUGAAGGGCAAAAUCUUUUCUCUAGGGCACAACAUGGUUUUCGGAAAGGCCUAUCUUGCUUCACAAAUCUUCUCAUUGCACGAGAAGAUUGGGCUGCAGCAAAGGAUCGGAAUGCUCUUGUGGAUGUGAUUUUCAUAGAUCUAAGUAAAGCCUUUGAUAAGGUUUCCCUUUCUGGUCUUAAAUUCAAACUGGAACGUUUUGGAAUCCAUUAUACAGUCGUAGAUUGGAUAAGUAACUUUCUCCAUGACGGGAGACAAAGAGUAAGGGUUAAUGGGACUCUCUCCUCGUAGGUACCUGUAAAAAGUGGGGUUCCACAAGGUACAAUCCUAGGUCCUCUUCUCUUUUUACUUUAUGUAAAUGAAUUGCCAACUGUAGCAAAAUCGUCCGUUCUACUCUUCACUGAUGACAUAAACAUUUGGAGACCUAUACAUAGUAUGUCGGAUAGAAUAGUAUUACAGGACGAUCUUAGCUCAUUGGUGGCAUGGUUAGACAGGUGGUCACUAGAAGUAAAUCGUAAUAAGAGUGUAGUGAUGCAGUUAAACAACUCUGAUGAAUCGUAUGACUAUACACUACGUGGAUUCGUGCUACCCAAAGCAAGAAACUAUAGAGAUUUAGGAGUUAUAUUAAGCAAUGGUCUCAAAACGACUAGUCACUGUAAGACUGCUGCUGCGAAAAGCUAUAGGGUAUUAUGGUCAAUUCGUAGGUCUUUCUAGUAUUUAGAUGAUGAAAUGUUUAGAUUACUAUACCCGAUUUAUGUGCGACCACAUUUAGAAUACGGGAUUCAAGCAGCGUAUCCUUGUUUCAAAUAUGAAGCAGAUAUGCUAGAAAGAGUCCAACGACGAGCUACUAAGAUGGUACAAGGUCUAUCUGGCCUAUCUUAUGAAGACAGACUGAGACACCUUAACUUAUUUCCGUUAUCUUACCGUCGAAUAAGGGGUGAUCUAAUAUUGGCCUAUCGUAUACUGAACGAUGACCUUGGUAUUAACAUGUCUUAUCUUUUGCUCCCGUCUAGAACCGAUCAUUUGAGAGGACAUUC